GUUGGUCCGACCUGUUCAAGCUUGAUCUCGAUUUGUCCAAUGAGGAACGGGCUUCGCAGGGUCUGUCGGGAAAGGCCGCCGGCCUAUAUAAGCGGGCUGCGGGGCGUAUCCUCGCGUUAGGGGUGCGGCGAGGGAGUCUGUGGAGGGUUUGUUUUGGUUUGGUCCUGUGCUCGCUGAGACGGCACACCUCGAGAACUAUGGCGGAAGGAGAUAAUCGCAGCACCAAUCUGCUGGCUGCAGAGACUGCAAGUCUGGAAGAGCAGCUGCAAGGAUGGGGAGAAGUGAUGCUGAUGGCAGAUAAAAUCCUCCGAUGGGAAAGAGCCUGGUUUCCACCUGCCAUCAUGGGUGUGGUUUCUUUGGUGUUUCUGACUAUCUACUAUCUAGAUCCAUCUGUUCUAUCUGGUGUUUCCUGUUUUGUUAUGUUUUUGUGCUUGGCUGACUACCUUGUUCCCAUUCUAGCACCUAGAAUUUUUGGCUCCAAUAAAUGGACCACCGAGCAACAGCAAAGAUUCCAUGAAAUUUGCAGCAAUCUAGUAAAAACUCGACGCAGAGCUGUGGGCUGGUGGAAACGCCUCUUUACACUAAAGGAAGAAAAGCCUAAAAUGUACUUCAUGACCAUGAUCAUUUCUCUUGCUGCGGUUGCUUGGGUGGGACAGCAAGUCCACAACCUCCUUCUCACCUACCUGAUAGUGACUUUCUUACUUUUGCUUCCUGGACUGAACCAACAUGGGAUCAUUUCGAAAUACAUCGGAAUGGCCAAAAGAGAGAUAAACAAGCUUCUCAAACAAAAAGAAAAGAAAAAUGAAUAAAGCAUUCGCUUUAUUCGGUGUGAUUAAUGGAGUAUACAUUGUCCUUGGGAACAGUGUCUGUUAUGCUGUUUGGAUACUAAAAUGUUACAGAAGUAGCUCUCUGCUGUCCCUCACUCUGCCCUUAGUACAAAUUCUGACUUGCUAAGCAAGGCUUUAUGCCCAGUGUCUUCAUGGGUGUGUUUUUAGCAGCUGCCCUUAAAUGGACAACUCUUUCUUCAGUUCCUCAUCUUGUUUUUUUGUCACCCAGGGUUAACUGAACUCUUACUUUUAAAAUAACAUAGUGGUGAACUUCACCCUUCAGUACAGUUAACAGUGACUUGGGAUAACUGUUCAAGUUGAUCUUUAUUUUAGCUGGAUACAGGAUAGUGGCCUGUGGCUUCAGGAAGCUUAUUCUCUCGUCUGCUUCCAUGGUCUGCUAAAAAAAAACUGGCUUCAGAAGUUUACCACUUCUGAUGAAGAGACCAAUUAAGAUUCAUUCCUCAUUCUGUUUUGAUAGUGUGGGAGAAGCAGCCUCAUGGAAUAAGAUGAAACUAAUCCCAUGCCUUAGCAUGUGUUUUCUCCCUUGUGCAGAAUUUAGCAGUUUUUAGGAAACAUUGAUCCUUCCUCCCAAAUGGGGAAUCUGACAGGAACUUUUAGAACUCUUGUUCCCUUGCACUUAAACUUGAAGUUGGUACAUCCUUAAAGGCUUUUUAAUAGCAGGCUUACACAAGUUGGUAUUUAGGACCUUUAAAUUUCAGAUUUUCAGUUAAUUGGAACUAAAGUCCAUAAUAGGUUAAGAGUCAUGUCUAUGAUCUUCACUCUAAGACCAGCCAAUAAAGGACUGAAGUCUUCCUGUGUUGAGUCAAGAUUCAUUUCAGUAGAAAAUAGCCUUAUCCUACUAAUUUUUCAAGACCAGAAUAAGCCUUUACAGAUAAGUCUCAAGAGUCUCCUUUGAUGGUAACACUGGCUGCUUUUGGUCCCAAUAGAUGGAGUAGUUGAAAUCUGUAGGAAUGGACCUCUGAGGGCUGGAAAUGUGACAUAUUUGGGAACAAUUCUUAAACUGAUUAACUAGCUGUAAUAUAGUUUUGUGAAUUUAUUGCACUGAUGCUGUGAAACCUGGACCUUGUGGUAUAUCAGUCCCUAAAUUAGUGUUAUUUUCUCCCCUUCAAUAUUGCUGUAAACAGUGGCACCAUGUAGCAUGUUUGACUUUUUAAAAAAAUGUUUCGUAUACAACCUACAAACUACCAUAAUUUACGUGUGUUUGCUCAUUGUAUAUAAGCUUGUCUUCCUGUCCAAAUUUUUUGUGUGUAUGUGUGUUCUACCAAUUAACUACUUUAGCAGUUUUAAUCCUGUAUUAUUUCUUCUACUUUGUUAAAAGGGGAAUAAAUAAAAAAGCUGGAAUCCCU
This is a messenger RNA of Capra hircus (goat), 2194 nucleotides long. RefSeq names its product ADP ribosylation factor like GTPase 6 interacting protein 1 (gene ARL6IP1). The coding region runs from base 198 to 809 and encodes 203 amino acids. The record is from RefSeq and is a predicted model, not a curated record. The transcript has 6 exons. NCBI's taxonomy places the organism in Eukaryota, Metazoa, Chordata, Mammalia, Artiodactyla, Bovidae.